Fopius arisanus is the source of this 1938-nucleotide messenger RNA. Its product is annotated as FAD synthase. Bases 315 to 1811 code for a protein of 498 amino acids. Lineage: Eukaryota; Metazoa; Arthropoda; Insecta; Hymenoptera; Braconidae. Gene Ontology annotation, biological process: FAD biosynthetic process. The record is from RefSeq and is a predicted model, not a curated record. The transcript has 7 exons. Gene Ontology annotation, molecular function: FMN adenylyltransferase activity.
UUGUGUUUAUCUCAUUUGUGUUUUUGUUGAUUUAAUACUAUUGUGUAAAAUGCAUCAACAUUCAGGGUUUGAGAAUGUGGGAGUUUUUUAUUAUUAUUUUUUUGGUCUUUCACUGUUGGAGGAGCAGCACAGGACAGCAUCAGCUGAUUGUUCAGCCCUAACCUCGAAUAUCACCUGAGAAGUGCAAGGUUUCGGUCGUUGUGGUGGUCAAUGUCUAAAUUCACGGGUGAUAAUCACUGGUUCGAGAUAAUCAUGAAAAGUCUUUGAAGUAUUUUAUGGAUUUUUUUUUACUUGUGGAUUUAUAAGUGACGAAAAUGUUGCAAAUUUGUCAGUACCUGCUUCGUAAUUUAUCUAUCAGUAAUUUGAGAAGAUACGCCAGUAUUGCCGCAAGGCCAUUCAGUAAAUCCGGGGACAAGUUCAACGCUGGAUUAAUUAUAAUUGGAGAUGAGAUUCUAAAAGCCCAAGUGAAGGAUACGAACUCCUUCUUCAUGUGCUCGUUGUUAUGGGAGUGUGGAGUGAAGGUAGAGAAAAUAUCUGUUAUCAGUGAUGACGUGGAUUUGAUAGCAAACGAGAUAAUGGAGUUCUCUGGAAAAUAUAAAUACGUUAUAACUUCCGGAGGAAUUGGUCCGACUCACGACGACAUGACGUUCGAGGGACUGGCGAAGGCCUUCAAUGAUUCUCUGCACUGUCAUCCAACAAUCGUGGGAAUCGUCCAGGAUGUUUACAGAACUCAGGACGAGAAAUCCCCAGCUUUUAAAAUGGCACAUGUCCCCAAGAAAGCUGUUCUCAGGUUCGGGAAGCACCAGGAGACUGGAGAAUGUCUCAAAUUCCCUUGUGUCAAUGUCGAAAAUGUUUAUGUGUUCCCGGGAUCUCCAGUCUACCUGGAAAGACUUUUCCAAAGCCUCUGCAAGGAAUUAUUCAAGGGGGAAAAAUUUGUUAAGAGAGAGCUGUUCCUGGAUUCUAAAGAAGAGUCUUUUGCUGAUGUUUUAACUAAAGUCGCUAAGGAAUUCCCUAAUGUCGCUUUUGGAUCUUAUCCAAUCACUGGAGAAAGUUAUUACAAAGCAAGAGUGACGAUUGAGAGUGACAGCGAGGAUGAAACACUGAGGGCACAGGAAAGAUUCAGGAGUUCACUUCCACGAGAGAUAUUCGUAAAUUAUGACAAACAUCCCCAUGUCGACUCCCAUGAAAAAUUCUUGGCAUUUAUGGACGAAUGUCAGUGUGAUGACUACGGAAAGACACUGGAAGAGCUAAGAAAACUCUACGAGAAACCCAAGGAAGUUGCAAUUUGCUUCGAUGGCAGCGUAGAGUCCACAGUACUCCUCCAUUUAGCCCACGUAGCGCAAAUGCAGUUGAAGAAUUCUUCGAAAAUUAAUGUCAUCAUGUUCAAAAAUGAGGAGUGGUUCCCUGAAGUCGAGAACUUUGUCAAAGAUAUUACCUCCAGAUACAAUCUGAACGUAAUAACUAUGAACUUGCCGCCUCAGGAGGCGACAAAGAAUCUGGAAGCAUCCCAUCCAGAUAUAAAAUUUUUACUGCUGGGAAUAAAAUCGAGGAGUAAAGAUAGCGGGGUCUAUCAUAAUCUCGCGAGACAGACGAGCAUUUCAUCGAUUGUUAUUAAGUGUCCCUUAAACGGAUGGACAGUCGACAGUUUAUGGACAUUUGCAAGAUCUCUCAGUCUGCCGUAUUGCUCGUUAUAUGACAAAGGAUACACCUGCGUAGGUGCUCGUGAGAGUACAAAGCCCAAUGUGAAUUUAAUAACUGGAGAUAAGGAAACAUGUCAACCAGCCUGGAAAUUCAAUCGACCCAGGAAAUAACAUUAAAUCGAUAUUAAACGAGAAUUAAUUUUUCUUUGACAAUUUUUUUAUUGGAAAUCUAUUUUGUAAUUAUCAAUGGAAUAAUAAACGGAAUAACUUUAUUCGCACAUUGACGAAGAAAUUUAAA